Messenger RNA from Penicillium canescens, 693 nucleotides. RefSeq lists its product as uncharacterized. The record is from RefSeq and is a predicted model, not a curated record. Gene Ontology annotation, biological process: fatty acid metabolic process. Gene Ontology annotation, molecular function: NAD+ binding; oxidoreductase activity, acting on the CH-OH group of donors, NAD or NADP as acceptor. NCBI's taxonomy places the organism in Eukaryota, Fungi, Ascomycota, Eurotiomycetes, Eurotiales, Aspergillaceae. The transcript has 3 exons. The coding region runs from base 1 to 693 and encodes 230 amino acids.
AUGCCCUCAACCCCAUGGACCAAACCGGACACAAGCACCCGUCCCAUCGCCGUCGUCGGCGCAGGCAUGACGGGACGACGAAUCUGCACGAUGUGGGUAGCAGCCGGGUUCUCGCUGGAGAUGAAGAUCGAGAUCCUGGCGCAGAUCCACAAUGUCACUCCGCCGGUCUAUGUUAUCACUAGCAACUCAUCUUCGCUGGAGUCUAGCCAGAUGAUCAUCAAAACGGAGAAGAAUUACCGUAUCUGCAAUGGCCAAUACUAUAUGCCGCCUGAACAGGUGAACUACGAGGUCAUGUCCUGUGGACAUACCGAUCUGGAUAUCUUUCCGUUUUGGAUGGAAAAGGCUUCGAUUGCUGGAUUCCAGCCUGUUCAUGCCCAGGUUGAUUCGACUGGGUUUGGUUUCGAUCGCAUUUGGGCUUCUAUAAAGCGGGAGUGUUUGUUGGCUUGGUUCAAGGCUGCCAAGAGCCCUUGUCAGAUGAUGGAUACUGUUGGCUUGGAUACGGUGUACAACAUUGAAGUCAUAUAUGUUCAGCAGCGCGAAGUUGAUCCCACUGCCAGGAAUUGGCUGAAGAAAAAUUAUGUUGACAAGGGUAAUUUGGGCGCCAAGGGCGGCAAGGGGCUCCUCGGAUAUCUUUGCAAUAAAAGUGUUCUUGGAGAAGCCUUUGACAGACUCAUCCUGUUGGGAAAACCCUAG